AUGAGUCUAAACAUAACUGGUUUACUUGUAUUGUGUUGUAUCGCGAUUGUGAGCAGUGACUGGAUAUUUCCGGAUGCGGUACAGUUUGACCUAAGUGCAGCACUGAACAAAAACUGUGGCCAAUCUCCAUAUAUCGAUCGUUUCAAGCCAGAAGAUGGACGGAUUUUCGAAAACCCCUGGUUGGUAUUGUUCCGCCAUCCCGAGGAGCAGGAAUGGUUUUGUCAAGGAACUCUGAUAACCGAUCGCCAUAUCAUGACAACAGCCAUUUGCUCGGAAGCAAUCGUGGUUAAUGAAACGAUCAUUAUUCUUGGCGAAUAUGAUCGAAAGGACGACCCGGAUUAUGUGAUGCCCGUUUGUUUGCCCUUAACACCAAUCAUCCCUUCGCUGAUCCAUGCACCUACCCCGUACAACACGUUAUGGACAGGUGAACACAGAGUACCAAAGCAGAUUCGGAUGCACUACAUGUCUCAGGACACAUGCCAGGCCCGUAUGCGAAAUCUACUUCUGUUACAAGAGGGACAAAUUUGCGCCCGAUAUGCGAAACCCAUCGAUGUUAGGAUUACCAGCGGUUCUGGGUCACCGCUUGUCAUCGAACAUCACGAUCGCACGUUUCAAUUUGGAAUUCUUUCAAUCGGUCUUCCCGAAGCUACCUACUUAGAGCCUUACGUGUAUGUAAACAUUUCUACACACAUCAAGUGGAUCCAUGAUACUUUGGUUGAUGAAUUCAAACAAUAA
This is a messenger RNA of Anopheles marshallii, 735 nucleotides long. Its product is annotated as phenoloxidase-activating factor 3-like. The coding region runs from base 1 to 735 and encodes 244 amino acids. The transcript has 4 exons. Gene Ontology annotation, molecular function: serine-type endopeptidase activity. Gene Ontology annotation, biological process: proteolysis. The record is from RefSeq and is a predicted model, not a curated record. NCBI's taxonomy places the organism in Eukaryota, Metazoa, Arthropoda, Insecta, Diptera, Culicidae.